Molecule: messenger RNA, 1771 nt
Organism: Drosophila innubila
Lineage: Eukaryota; Metazoa; Arthropoda; Insecta; Diptera; Drosophilidae
Product: band 7 protein AGAP004871
Exons: 3
Coding region: 180-1241 (353 amino acids)
Cellular component (GO): plasma membrane
Source: RefSeq, a predicted model, not a curated record
ACUGCCUCGGCGUUUGGGAUUUGUUGGACCGCUGAUCAUUUGGAAACGAGCACUGAACGCGUGCAGUGGCCAUCGUGUGUUUCACUAUCGGUUCGUGACGGGAAAGGCAACAGCAAAAGCAACUAUAUAAUUAUAACUGUAUCAAUUGUAAUCAAUAAUCUAGAAUACAAGAAAACAAAAUGCAUCCUGCAUCGCCGCAUCAACAUCGUUCGCGUCUUAACGUCAGCGGAACCGGAGCAACACCUGGUCAAUCGCAAAGCCCGCCGGAUUCUUUUACAUUGAGUCCACAACAGCAUCAUCCCCACCAUUCUCAGCAGCAACAGCAGCACACGGUCCAAAUCAGUUCCAGUGCACAUCCUUAUCAGGGGCUCAAAACCUCUGAGAAUGAUGACAUGGGCUGUGUGGAACUCCUGGCCACGGCUAUAUCGGUGCUGAUCAUGAUACUCACGUUUCCCAUUUCGGUGUUCAUCUGCUUCAAGGUGGUCUCCGAGUAUGAGCGUGCGGUAAUCUUUCGGAUGGGUCGACUGCGCAGUGGAGGAGCACGAGGGCCGGGCGUCUUCUUUGUCCUACCCUGCGUAGAUGACUAUUAUCCGGUAGACUUACGAACUGUCUCUUUUGAUGUACCGCCGCAAGAGGUGCUGUCAAAGGAUUCGGUAACAGUUACCGUCGAUGCGGUCGUCUACUAUCGCAUCAGUGAUCCGCUAAAGGCGGUUAUUCAGGUGUCCAACUACAGCCAUUCUACCCGUCUGUUAGCUGCCACCACGCUGCGUAAUGUGCUCGGAACUCGCAACCUAUCCGAGCUGCUCACCGAACGUGAGACCAUCUCGCAUACUAUGCAAAUGUCCCUAGACGAGGCUACCGAUCCUUGGGGUGUCAAGGUGGAACGUGUUGAAAUUAAGGACGUUUCGCUACCCACAGCGUUGCAACGCGCGAUGGCCGCCGAGGCAGAAGCAGCACGUGAGGCACGGGCUAAGGUAAUUGCUGCUGAGGGAGAGAUGAAAUCAUCGCGAGCAUUGAAGGAGGCGUCGGAGAUUAUCUCGGCCAGUCCGUCAGCAUUACAGCUGCGAUAUUUGCAAACACUAAGCAGCAUCUCGGCGGAAAAGAACUCGACAAUAAUAUUUCCGUUGCCCAUGGAGCUGCUAACGCCAUUCCUUAACUCAUCCGCCCAGUUGGCUGCCAAUGCUCAUGCAACGCCAUCGCCGCUUCAUCGGCAUCAGCACCAGCACCAGCAUCACCAGUGACGAUCAAUGUCGGUGCUGCAGCCAUACCUGGAGGCGUUGGGUCGCUGCGAGCUGCGUCGGCAAAUUGCUGGGCACGACAACGCUGACGAUGAUGACGACAUUGUCGGCUAUCUACUGUGAAUGGCACUGCACAGGUCUGCUAUAGUUUCUGAUGUUCUCGAUGUAGCUGAUGUUCUCGAUGCAGGUCACAGGAACUUACCUGUACAGAGGAAUACAAGAUUAACCAUACACCAAUGAGUUCGCUCAAUCUCAACGGAUGUUCCUUUUCAGACUGAUGUGUGAGGAAAAUUUCGCCAAUGCCGAUACCAAAACCUAUAUUUUAGUAAUAGCUGAAAGAAUUUUUUUUUUAUUCAGGUGUGUUCUACAUAAAAACUAAAUCCAUGCAAAAAAUUUUCGAGAGAUUUGACAGAAUGUAAAAUUGAUUGAAUUAAAUUAAAUUGUGUUUUAAAUUGAUAAAAAAUUCAUUAAAUAAAUGAAUAAGAUUGUGAAUUAUUUAAAGAAGAACACCGCAGAAUAAGUUUAUUAUGGCG